Mobula hypostoma (lesser devil ray) is the source of this 3400-nucleotide messenger RNA. It is a transcript of the gene retreg2, whose product is annotated as reticulophagy regulator family member 2. Gene Ontology annotation, cellular component: membrane. The transcript has 9 exons. Lineage: Eukaryota; Metazoa; Chordata; Chondrichthyes; Myliobatiformes; Myliobatidae. The record is from RefSeq and is a predicted model, not a curated record. Bases 42 to 1661 code for a protein of 539 amino acids.
UCCGGUUAGUGACGCAUCAUCAACAACAACAACAACAAAAGAUGGCGACGGCUGAGGGCGAGUGGCCGGGCCCCGGGGGAGAGGCGGCACCGGCUCAGAUCCCGGUUCCCAGGGUAGAGACGGCGGCCCCGAGCCCCGUCCCUAUCCGCGAGGGCGAGGCGACGCCGGAAUCGAGUCAGGGCCCUGGGGGAGAGGCGGUUCCGGGAUCCGAGGACAGCGGCGAUCUGCAGCGGACCGAGGCCCGGCUUGGCCGGUUGCUGGCUCAGUGCGAGCCCGGGCUGCUGCUGUUGCAGAGCCUCUUGGUGUGGGAGCGGCCGGCGCACAGCGUCCUCAUGUUGCUCGGCCUGAGCGGAGUUUUCUGGUUGUUCUCCUCCACUUCACUCCGCCCUGUCUUCCUGAUCAGUUUGUCAUUGCUGGGAAUUGUGCUGCUGGAUCAUUGGAAGAGCAGUCUGUGGGACCACAUCAUGGUGCAACACCCAGUGGAUGAAGAUGGGAGUGAUGGAAACCCCAGCAGACCUCGGCUCCUCAGACUGCCUGACCUUUGCCACUACCUCGCCGAGAGCUGGCUGGCUUUCAAACUCUACCUGAGAGAGGUGCUGGAGUACAAGACACAGAACCCAGGCAAGUUCUGUCUGAAGAUGUGCAUGGGCUCUUCAGCAUUGGCUGUGAUUGGACAUUAUAUCCCUGGAAUCAUGAUAUCCUACAUCUUCAUACUGAGCCUGCUGCUGUGGCCUCUGGUGGUUUAUCACGAGCUCAUCCAGAAGAUGUACACAGGUUUGGAGCCAUUGCUGAUGAAGCUGGAUUACAGCAUGAAAGGCAGCACUGAGCACCGGCAGAGGGACAGGAAGAAGAAACUGGUGAAACCAGAGAGCUGCGACGAGCCAACAGCGGAGACGGAGAGUGAGAGCGAGGCCGAACUUUCCUGCUUUAAUUCUAAGGUAGAUGUCAGGACAACGGCUUUGGCCUUUGCAAUCACAGACUCAGAGUUAUCAGAUGAGGAAGCUUCAAUUCUGGAGAGUGGAGGAUUCACAGUGUCUCGAGGAACAACUCCACAACUUUCAGAUGUGUCUGAAGAUCUGGAGCGGCAGAGUGUGCAUAGUGAACCCGAGGAAGCUUUUGCCAGGGACCUGCCGGAAUUUCCCUCCGUGGAAGAGCUGUCAACUGACGGGAGCCCGUCCCACAUCGUGCCCCGUCUCACCUCCCAGACUGACGACGGCACUCGAGACUCUCGGUUCUUCACCGAGACCCUGACCUCCCCUCUGCACUUUGUAAACUCGCAUUUUAAUGGGAAUGAGGCUGCAAGUAAUCAAGCAAAGACUGACCAAGCUCUCAGCUCAUCCCUACAGAGUUUCAGCGAGGAGCUGGUAGCCUCUGCAAUCACCACCGUGGUUCGGAACACACUAUCCUCCCUUCUUUCCAGCCCUCUGACAGACAACCACACAGAAAGCUUGGGCUUCCUCCCUGCAGAGAUAGAUCAGAACUUCCAGACACCAUCGGAGCUGGGACUGGGUGACGUGGAACCUCCGCAGGAGGGGGAUGAUUUUGAGCUGCUCGAUCAGGGGGAGCUGGAGCAGAUGGACACGGAGCUUGGUCUCACUCAGCAGCUCAGGGAACCGGAUACUUUGCAGGGCACAGCACCUGAGGCGCAGGAGGAGAGCUAGUGUCAGCGCAAGUCCACAGACUGGAUCAGUGAGAGAGACCAACCUUGGUCCUCAGCAUGUGGUACCAGCCCCCAACUGUGCUCUCCUUCCCCUGCUCUGUGGCACUGGUCCAGUGAUCCCUCAGACUGUGGCCCCAGUCCUCCCAGCAUGUGGUACUACUUCCUAACAGUCCCUGCUCCCCCUCCUUGUGGCACUUACCUCUGUGGCUUCAGUCUGUCAGUUUGUGGCAAGUCUCUCACCCUGUCCGUGCUGGAACCCCACUGUCUCUCUAUGCUGGUACAUUAGUCCCCUUCUGCACUGGGAAACCCAGUGCCCCCAUGUUUGGCCCUGGACCUCAGUCACUGCACAUUGGGGACACCCCCCCCCCAAGCCUUUCUGUAAUGUACCAAUGCUGUUGCCCCUGUGUGGCAUCAGUGCACCUCUGGCCCCUCAGCUUCCAACCCCAAUCCCUGUGACCCUGGCAUCUUGGAGUCUGGAUCCCUCUUCAGUGUGUAGGUUUGUUUACCCCAUUGUUCUCCAGGAGCAGAGCAAAUUCAAAAGGUUGUGAAGGACCGGGGUGUUUGCAGUUCAUUGACUACUUUGGCCAUUGUGGCAACUUGAACCAGCCUAAGCCUAGUCCCUGGCCUGUGAUCCUUCUGUGGUUCCACAACCAAAGGCUGGUUAUGGACUCAUUUCUCCAGGAGUUAAAGGAGAAUCUACUGCUCUGAUUCCUGUCGGCUAUGGUUUCUAGCAUACACUUGAUGGGUCUUUAGGGUAAGACUUGUAAAUGUUUUCUAGCAUAAAUGUUGGGGGUUUGCUUGGAUCCCUCCCUAAACCUGGGACCAGGAUAGUGAUCAUUAACACAGGUUUGGGUUGGGACUCACAUUUCAGAGCACUGGUAAUUUAGGAUCUAGUGUGGGAGCUUGAGAAUUGGCAGGAGACAGGGAUUGUGAAUUCAGGACCUAGGAUGGACAUUGAGAAUUCUGUGGUAGGAGACGGGGAUCAGAAAAUAGGGGCUGGAAGCAGGCAUUCAGGGGCCCAGGCAGCAAUCGGGAGUCAGCAAAGGGAUUAGGAAUUCUAAAUUCCAGGAAUGAGGGAACCUGAAAUCUGGAUCCUAGGAAUGUGAAGAGUCCCUUGGUAGAUCCUAACUUACCAUGUGCUGGUAGAUAAGACUUGGCAUAGGCCAAGGGGCCUGUUUCUGUGCUGUAGUGCUGUGGCUAGGAUCUAGUCUCAUCUGUGAUUCUGAUGCGUGAGCCCCUCUUUGGAUCUCCUCUGGCCAGGAUUGAGUUUCAUCACCCCAGUUUAAAGGUUUUAUUUCAAUGUUUUUGUGAAAUUCUGUUUUCAGUGGCACUUUGAACCAUUAUUUUGUGUGCAGUUGUGUUUACAUCGAGGCAAGGGAUAGGUAGGUACACCUUAAGCACUUUGUCUUUCCCUCUCUGUUGGGGCAGGGGAAGGUGAAUUAGAGAUCUGUAUGAUGGUCACUGGUAAGAUUUCUUGUGAGAUAUUGAAAAGAUGAUGCUGGAACUGGCCGGAACAGUGAGACACCCAUUUUAACAAAUAAAGUUCAGGCCCUGGAACACAGUUUACAUUAGAACCCAGUCAUUAAGUUAAAUGUAUUUAUUUAUCUAAUCAACUAGGCAAUACAGGUAAACUGGUUAGAACCCAGCUUCUACCUGCUUAAUACUGAACAUAAUCUGCUCUGUCAAUAUACAAGAAGCAUUUUUCUACUUAAACGUAGUAAAAAAUGUGUUUGUAAACAA